Molecule: messenger RNA, 288 nt
Organism: Clonostachys solani
Lineage: Eukaryota; Fungi; Ascomycota; Sordariomycetes; Hypocreales; Bionectriaceae
Source: the annotation of a GenBank genome assembly
AUGCCUCUUCCUGCUCUCUUCCUGGGCCCUUCCAUCCCCACGGACAACCACUCACGAACCUGCCCCUUGCAGGACCGAGCUGGACCCCUCCAACCCGUCAUGGUGCCUGGUGGUGCCAACGCAUGCUUUGAGCCCGGAGCCAUGUUUCAACCCAGGCGACGUCCUUUUGCGGCAAGGUUAAACGGCUCUUUCGUGUUGGAACUGGAUCUCGCUGGCCCGUUUGGAACACCACGCCAGAACCGUCAGCUUGAUUUUCAGUGCGACGCACUGACCAGAGGAGAUUUUUAG